Molecule: messenger RNA, 2214 nt
Organism: Lathyrus sativus (Indian pea)
Lineage: Eukaryota; Viridiplantae; Streptophyta; Magnoliopsida; Fabales; Fabaceae
Source: the annotation of a GenBank genome assembly
AUGGGUCACUCACAAAUCUUCGAUUCCGCUCGAAAUUUCGCAGUUAUGAUCAGAAUUCGCGGUCCUGACCCAAAAGGAAUGAAGAUGAGAAAACACGCUUUUCAUCAUUACCGUUCUGGCGAGACAACUCUUUCUGCUUCUGGGUUGCUUGUACCUGAUUCCCUUUGUGAUACUCAAGUAGCUAAGCGUUUAUAUGGUGAUAAGUUUGAGGAUAGGGUGUUGGUUGUGACGGUUGCUUCGGUUGUUGAGCCCUUUCUAUCUCCUCAACAUAGGGAGAAUAUUCCUCAGGGUAGGCCUGAUUUGAUUUCUGGUGUUCGGAUUGAUAUUAUGACAGAGAAAACCAAUGAAGAAUCUGAUCAAGGAACUCCGAGUUGGCUUGAGGGGCAGCUAUUGUCAUUAGUUGAUAUCCCUGCUUCAGCCCUUUGUGUCCAGUCACUUGUUGAAGCAUCUCUAGGCUUGUCAGAGCAUGAAUGGGAGGUUGGUUGGUCUUUGGCAUCUCUGAAUAAUGAAUCUCAUCCCUCUAAAGAUAAUUUUCAAACUCAGGGGAGGAUAUCGGAGGGAGGAUCGGGCAGUGCAAGUGUUAUGUGCAAAUCACUGACUAGAAUGGCCAUUCUUAGUGUUUCUUUAUCUCUCAAGGACUCACUGAACUAUCAAAAACCUUCCAUGAAUAAAAGGGGUGAUUUCCUUUUGGCAGUUGGGUCUCCCUUUGGAGUCCUCUCAUCUACACACUUCUUUAACAGUUUAUCAGUUGGAUGCAUUGCAAAUUGUUAUCCGCCUAAUUCAUCUGAUGGAUCGUUGCUGAUGGCUGACAUUCGCUGUCUUCCUGGAAUGGAAGGCAGUCCAGUUUUCAGCGAGCACGCAUGUCUUACAGGUGUCCUGAUCAGACCAUUGAGACAGAAGACAAGUGGAACGGAAGUACAGCUGGUGAUUCCAUGGGAAACCAUUGUGAAGGCUUCUAGUGGCUUGCUGCGGACAUGUCCUCAAAACACAAAAGAAGGAUUACAUUAUCAAGAGGGAAGAAAGAUUACUUUUAUUGACUACGAGAAAUCAGAAACUCGUGUACCCUCUAGUAAUAAACACGAGCAUUUAAAUUUUGGUAGCUCCUCACCAUUACCAAUCGAGAAAGCAAUGGCCUCUGUAUGUCUCGUUACUAUUGGUGAUGGAGUAUGGGCAUCUGGCGUUUUGUUAAACAGUCAAGGUCUCGUACUUACAAAUGCCCAUCUGUUAGAGCCUUGGAGAUUUGGGAAAACUCAUGUAAGCAGCAGAGAAUAUGGAACCAACCUGAAAUUUUUUUCUUCCAUCUUGGAGGGAACUACUUCUCUUGGCAAUAACGUUGAAAGCAUGCAAGUUAAUCAAACAUUACCUUCGAAGAUGACAAAUCUUUAUCCUUUUGCUGCUGAUGAGCAGAGGAGAUAUAAAUCGAACCCAACUUAUGACAACCAUAGAAAUAUACGUGUACGCCUUGAUCAUAUCAAGCCUUGGGUUUGGUGUGAUGCUAAAGUAAUAUAUGUUUGUAAGGGACCGUGGGAUGUUGCCUUACUGCAGCUUGAAUCAGUUCCGGCUAAUCUUUUGCCUAUUGUAACAAACUUUUCCAGGCCAUCCACAGGAUCAAAGACGUAUGUUAUUGGCCAUGGAUUAUUUGGCCCGAAGUGUGGAUUCUUCCCAUCUGUUAGCUCGGGUGUUGUAGCAAAAGUGGUUGAAGCAAAGACUCCUCAAUCUUAUCAUUCCGUUCAACCCGAGCACAUGCAUACCCGUGGCCAUUUCCCAGUAAUGCUUGAAACAACAGCUGCUAUUCAUCCUGGUGCUAGUGGCGGUGCUGUUAUCAAUUCAGACGGUCACAUGAUUGGCCUGGUUACAAGCAACGCAAGGCACGGCGGUGGAUCGAUAAUACCUCAUCUUAAUUUUAGCAUUCCAUCUGCAGCUUUGGCACCCAUCUUCAAGUUUGCAAAAGACAUGCUUGAUUCAUCACUUUUGCGGAUUCUAGAUGAACCGAACGAGUACAUUUCAUCAAUUUGGGCGUUGACGCGGCCAUCUUCUCCCAAGCUCAAUCCCGCACCUGAUCAACCGCAGUCUCGAUUAGACAAUAAAAGCAAAGAAGAGAAGGGUUCUCAGUUUGCUAAGUUUAUUGCUGAAAGAAAGGAUAUUUUCAAUAGCCCUAUUCAUGUUGGAAAGAGUGGAGUGCUUUCUAAAGAUGUUAUUCCUAGUAAGUUAUGA